CAGCUCUUGCGCACACCACACCCACUCAUCACAUGAUAGUUUCGAGUUUCGAUUUUUCUUGGUCGCAUACGGUCAAGAUGUUGUCCAUAUUUUUAGCGAUUUUUUGUCUUCUCGGGACAGCUCUUGGAAAUGGAGAGUUCAUCGUCUUCAGCUCACCAGAAUCGGUGAAAUUCGUUGACACCAACAAACCCCUUCCUGCUGAUCUAGUUCCCGAUGUUAUUGCAGCGAAUCUCGGCUUUUCAACCAAUGCGGAUUCUUCUUGGCCUGGAAUCGUUAGAGUUUCGCCAUUUAACUCUGCAAGGGUAGCUGUCAUCUUUGCCCUUGAUGGACCCUGGGCUCGCCUUCCAGGAGAGGUGUACAAGAAUGCUGUGUCCAAACAUCGGUACCAGCUGUCCCCAGUCGCUGGCGAGGGUCCUUCGGCCUGGUGGAUGCAGCUGCAGCACAUUGCUGCCCAGCGGAUGAUGAUCAAGGCGUACUCUAAGCAAGUCGCGCUCAGCGAAGAGCCGACCAAUGAUGUUGCUGAUGGCAUUGAUGUUGGAGCUCUGAGUCAGAAAAUCGACGAGGACAAGGCUUGGCUCACUGAGAUGCAGGCUUUGAAGAGCGUCAUGAGGAAUGCUAGCCAGUUCUGCGAUGCGUCCAAUGGUCCGGGAAUCCUUUGGCUCGACUCGACCGCCCUCCAUGCCUUGGCCGAUCUCCACGGAGACGGAUCAUCCCCUGUUCUUUCAGCAACGAAAAUCCUGAGCUCCGCCCUGGCUGGACUGAACGAAGUUUUUGAGAAGAACUGCGAUGGCAAGGUUUUCAUUGCCACCAUCACCACGGACUCCAGCCACACUCGCAGGACCAGAUCUCUUCUUGCUGAAACUGGAUCUGUGAAGGCUGAAGAAGAUAACGACUACAAUCUUUCUAAGGACUAUGACAAGUACUAUCCCGUCAUGUUCACAAUUUUCCUCUUUUUCGGAAUUGGAUUCUUCAUGUCUUUGAUCGCCAUUUCCAUUGCAAUUGGAACCAUGGACCCAGGAAGGGAUUCCAUCAUCUACAGGAUGACCAGCACAAGAAUGAAGAAAGAUAACUAAUUUUAUUUAGGCAUUGAUCCUCAUCACUUUUAAUUUGAACAACUUGUUUGUGAUACCAUGUUAGUUGGAAGUCCCUUUUCUGCGCGUUUUGUGUAGCAAUCAAAGUGUCAUAAAUAUCUAUCCUGUAACAUAAAACUAUACAGUAUUCACUCUAUCGCAGUGUAUAAAGCUUCCUAAAUUUUCUCAUUCUGAACUGAUUUUUAUGUACACACAUGAAUUUUAGCCUUUUGUCCACAUUCCACUGAUUGAUUUAAUGACUGAGGUGCACUUAAUGAAUUUGUAGUCGAUUCUUUCUUGUUUGUUGUACAUAGUGGAAGUUACAGUAAGUAAAAGAAGUGUAUGAACGGAUUAAUUGUUGUUAUUGCUGUUAAAUGUAAAAAUAUAUUAAUUCCAAAUCACCAAAA
This is a messenger RNA of Cloeon dipterum, 1477 nucleotides long. It is a transcript of the gene ATP6AP2, whose product is annotated as ATPase H(+)-transporting accessory protein 2. The coding region runs from base 33 to 1073 and encodes 346 amino acids. Gene Ontology annotation, cellular component: membrane; external side of plasma membrane. The transcript is spliced from 7 exons. NCBI's taxonomy places the organism in Eukaryota, Metazoa, Arthropoda, Insecta, Ephemeroptera, Baetidae. Gene Ontology annotation, biological process: positive regulation of Wnt signaling pathway. The record is from RefSeq and is a predicted model, not a curated record. Gene Ontology annotation, molecular function: signaling receptor activity.